Messenger RNA from Clarias gariepinus (North African catfish), 1453 nucleotides. RefSeq names its product forkhead box H1 (gene foxh1). Bases 1 to 1404 code for a protein of 467 amino acids. Gene Ontology annotation, biological process: regulation of DNA-templated transcription. Gene Ontology annotation, molecular function: sequence-specific DNA binding; DNA-binding transcription factor activity. The transcript has 3 exons. NCBI's taxonomy places the organism in Eukaryota, Metazoa, Chordata, Actinopteri, Siluriformes, Clariidae. The record is from RefSeq and is a predicted model, not a curated record.
AUGACGAAGCUCCGGGGGGGAGCGGAGUGGCGCGGCGCGCUCAGCCCGCACAGGGACUCCGCGGCCCGGAUCCAGGACUCGGUCACGCAGCGGCGCCCCGGGACCUCCGAGGAAACUUUGCGCCCCAACUCCGGAGGCCUGGACGGAGUGUUGGGCCAACACAGCGGGGCGAUGGGGAGUGUGUUACCACAGCUAACCGGCCCCGAAGGGAAAGCCGUGCCCGGGCUGGUGGACGAGCCUCGAGCCGGGACUCGCAGUGCGCACCGGCUCCCCGCGGAUCAGCACGCCGAAGAGUGGGCGCCGAGCUCGGGCAAGAAGAAGAACUAUCAGCGCUACCCGAAACCGCCGUACUCUUACCUGGCCAUGAUCGCCAUGGUGAUCCAGAACUCACCACAGAAGAAGCUCACUCUCUCCCAGAUCCUGAAAGAGAUCAGUACGCUCUUCCCUUUCUUCAAAGGGAACUAUAAAGGAUGGAGAGAUUCGGUGCGGCACAACCUGUCCUCCUACGACUGCUUCGUCAAGGUGCUAAAGGAUCCAGGGAAGCCCCAGGGGAAGGGGAACUUUUGGGCUGUAGAGGUGAGUAGAGUCCCUCUGGAGCUGUUAAAGAGGCAGAACACAGCUGUGUCCAGACAAGAUGAAACCAUCUUCGCCCAGGACCUGGCGCCCUACAUACUGCAAGGGCAUACUCCCACUCAGCAGGAUGAAACGCAGCCCAGCGCCCCUGACUUGCCCAUCCGUCGUCAGUCCCCUGCUCCAGAAGACCUUUAUCGCCCCAAACUGGACUCGUCUUUCGCUAUCGAUUCUCUCUUGCACAGCUUUAGACCGGCGGACACGAUCAGGGGUCGAGGCGAUGGAUGGGGUGCGGAGUGUACUCAUCGCUCGCCACGCCCUAGAUACGUUUCAUCCAAUCGGAGUGCGUCAGCCAGUUCCGCUAGUCCCGCGUCUUCCUCGUCGUCAGAUGAAGACUGGAGAGGGAUGACGCGGUUCGAGGUGAGAAAACGAGGGACUGAUGGGGGACACCACAGGGCUGACGGAUAUGAUGGGUAUUUCCCACCAAGCAAAAUGGCAAAGCGUGGAGGUUCAGCGCCUCCUCCUUGGGAGCUGCCCACCUCUUAUGCUAAGUACACACCGCCGAACGCUGUAGCCCCGCCCAGCAUGCGCUUCAACACGAACCCUUUCCUCCCUCUCGGCUCUGUUCCGUUCUACGGCCAUCAUGUUGCGCCCAAUCACUUCGGCGCACAUUCUUACUGGCCCCUGUUAUCCGGUGGGCGUGUUUCGUUGCAAGCUCCACCCCUGCUGAUGGACUUGGACAGUAUGUUGCAGUCAGUUCCACCCAAUAAGAGUGUGUUUGAUGUGCAUGCACCACCAAAUCAAUACGGACCUCCAUUUACCAAGUAUUCCUAGUGCUGUUAAAAUUUACCACAUAAAUGAUGAUAAAUUUUCACUCUCCUAG